UUUUCUUCAAAAAGAUGGCAUAAUGGUGGCGACAGAUAAAUGCCAGUUAUAUUCGUUACCUUGGGUUACAACUUCCGAUUCCCAUGAUUCCUUUCUCUUUAAUUUUCUUGGGUCGGCUCUGCUCUGCUCUGGCAUCGCACCAUCAUUGAUGUCUUUUGUAAUGUCGCUCUCUUAUUAUUUAUUUAUCAUUUCAUCUUCAUUCUUAGUGAAAUAAUAGAAAAAAUAAAUAUUCAUAGAAAAUCAGAUCCAAUCAAAACCAAUUUUAUAAAAUCCUCCACUAAUAAAGUGGCUUCGCUAUUCUAACUCUACAAGGUGCAGCAACCCCACCAACCUUCUGUUUUUGUUUUUAGAAGGGCGGCAAAUAUCAUGCGUGCAACUAACCAAAAACACCGACCCUCCGCCGCCGAUUCCGCCACCAAAUACUCCAUAUCUGCUUCAACGGAAACUUCUACGCCAAUCCCCGAUUGGAUUGCUGAGUCAAUCAACGGUGGGUCGUUGCGAAACGUCGAUGUUGAUAAUGGAAUCAACGGUUGGGCAUCACCCCCCGGGGAUCUAUUCUCUCUCCGAUCCGUUAACUACCUGACUAAAAAACAAAAAUCCUCCGCUGGCGACUACCUUCUCUCUCCCGUCGGUAUGGACUGGCUCAAGUCCACUUCCAAGCUCGACAACGUACUAGCUCGCUCCGAUAACCGUGUUUAUCAGGCGUUAAAGAAAGCUAAAUCCCAAGGCAAAUCAACGAAAAGCUUCAUUGUCGCCGUUAAUCUCCAGAUCCCUGGUAAAGAUCAUUACAGCGCUGUUUUCUAUUUUGCUACUGAGGAUCCCAUCUCUCCCGGUUCGUUACUUUACCAGUUCAUCAAUGGCGACGAUGCCUUCAGGAACCAACGGUUCAAGAUCGUCAACCGGAUCGUCAAAGGACCUUGGAUCGUCAAAAAAGCGGUGGGCAACUACGCGGCGUGCUUGUUAGGUAAAGCUUUGACGUGUAAUUACCAUAGAGGUGCGAGUUACCUGGAAAUCGACGUGGAUAUUGCGAGCUCGACGAUUGCUAACGCGAUUUUGCACCUCGCGUUGGGGUACGCGACGAGCGUAACAAUCGAUAUGGGAUUUUUGGUAGAAGCGCAGACCGAGGAUGAGUUGCCGGAAAAGUUGAUCGGGGCGGUUAGGGUUUGUCAGAUAGAAAUUUCAUCAGCGACUGUUGUUGACGCACUUACGCCACCGAUUCCAACAGCGGUGGCGCGAGGAAUGGGGUGUUCAAAAGUUAAUCACCAUAAAUUGAGUGAUGAUGAUGAUGAUGAUGCUGAUGAUAAAUGAUUUGAGUUUGACUAUGGUUAAUCUUAGAACUUGAUUUUUUUUCCCUCCAUUUACAUUUAAUCUGCUUUUUUUUUUUCAUCAUGUGAACCUGGAGCCGUUUUUCAAGAGCCUUAAUGGGUGUAUAUAGUAAAAAAAGGAUAAUAUCAAAAAAUUUCGCCGAUUUGCAUUUCA
This is a messenger RNA of Gossypium raimondii (Peruvian cotton), 1479 nucleotides long. RefSeq names its product protein ENHANCED DISEASE RESISTANCE 2-like. NCBI's taxonomy places the organism in Eukaryota, Viridiplantae, Streptophyta, Magnoliopsida, Malvales, Malvaceae. The transcript has a single exon. The record is from RefSeq and is a predicted model, not a curated record. The coding region runs from base 367 to 1308 and encodes 313 amino acids.